Phyllotreta striolata is the source of this 745-nucleotide messenger RNA. The record is from the annotation of a GenBank genome assembly. Lineage: Eukaryota; Metazoa; Arthropoda; Insecta; Coleoptera; Chrysomelidae.
GUAAUCAAUAAAAACAUACACCUACAUACGAAAACGUCGCUUUCACCUCGCAAUAAAUCCCAUUCAUGGAUCCCAUUGAACCACCCACGGCGGAGUCCGUGGACGAACUGCGGCUGAGGCUGAAGAGCAUGCGGAGGCUGAUGAAAGACAGGAACGGGUCGGGGGACUUCGAUUCCGGCAGAAGGCCCGGCAGCGCCGGUGUCAUCGACGGCAACUUCCUGAGCGUCACGUUCUCCGCCGCCCUCGUCAUCAUCAUCACCGUCAGCAUCUACGCCUUCUACAACCUGUACGUGGCGGUGAUGAAGAAGUUCACGCACGUCCACGACGAAUUGUAGUUCGACCUGCGGGUUGUUGGGGGUAUUACGGUGUUAAUUAAUAAAUUAAGUCGAAAGGACUGUAGGUAGUAUGUGUUAGAAACUUCGGUGCUACUUCCAUUCGAGGGGUCAUAAGAGGCAGCGAGGAGACCUGAUUUGACACCCUCAGAUGCAAAUAGAUGAUUCUAAGAUACCCUAGUACAAGUAACAGUAGCGUUCAAAUUCAAUUAUCGGUUUUUGAUCACUUUUUUUAACACCAUACAGCCUAGUUUACAUAAGCAAUGUUAGUAUUCUUUUGCUAUUUUGAUUGAAUUGAUGAUAUAAGUAGCAGAAGUUCAAUAUUAUAAGACAACGUGUCGUCAAUUUUAAUUUGUGCUCUUCGAUACUAGAUAUGCACUAAUCUGCAAUAAAUAAAACAUAUAAUAAGCCGA